Messenger RNA from Acanthoscelides obtectus, 651 nucleotides. The record is from the annotation of a GenBank genome assembly. Lineage: Eukaryota; Metazoa; Arthropoda; Insecta; Coleoptera; Chrysomelidae.
GUCAAUUGAAUAUUAGUAUAAACAGAAUUGCCUACAUACAUAAAUAACAUCAAAUAAAAACACGAAGUGUAUAAACAUGAAAACGAAUUAAAAUAACAAAUUAACAAAUUAAAAUUGAACAAUACAUUAAAACAAUUAAAAAAUACUAUCACUCAUUAAAAACUCUUCUAUAGAGUAGAAAGCUUUAUCAAGUAAAAUUUGCCAGAUUCUUUUUUUAAAUAAUAUCAGCGGUAGUGAUUUACAAUCAAUGGGUAGUUUGUUGAAGAGUUUUAUUCUCAUGUAUUUGGCAUUCUCCUCCGUUCUAGACAACCUAUGUACCGGCACCUCCAAUACUUCUCUGUUUCUGGUAUUAUAAAUUCCAGAAUUUAUAGAACUAAAAUUUUUCAGGUGACUUUUGACGUAAAUCAAUAUAUUCAAUAUAUAUAUACUGAAGGCAGCGUCAAAAUCUUCAAAGCUGUGAAUAGUUCCCUGCAACUAAAGCGCCUUCCCACCUUUGCAAUAGUUCUAAUAGCUCUUUUUUGUGAUAUAAGAAGCCUUUGUAACUUGGAGGAUGCUCCCCACGCUUCUAUUCCAUAAGUCAGAGUAGAAUGGAUAUGUGCAUGGUAAAACAUUAGCAAUAUCCACUUAUCAACGAUAAAACUCAGCUGAUAC